AGCUUACUACCAGCCCAGCCUGACUGCUGAGUAUGAUAGGACAGCCCAGGAGGAGGUUUUGAUUUCUUCUCCAACCUUGUAACCAAAUGGGAGACUGCAGCCAGGCUUCCUGGAGAUGCUACACGCCAGGUGGUGGUGCGCUCUGGGGUUGUGCUCGGCCGUGGGGGUGGUGCCAUUGGUCACAUGCUAUUGCCUUUCCGCCUGGGCCUGGGGGCCCUAUCGGCUCAGGCCACCAGUUCUUCCUCUGGAUUCACAUCGGGGACCUGGCAGGAAUCCUGGCCCAUGCCCUCGAAGCAAGCCACGUGCAGGGGGUCCUGAAUGGAGUGGCUCCAGCCUCCACCACUACAAAUGUUGAGUUUGCUCAGGCCUUGGGCACAGCCCUGGGCUGUCCAGCCUUCAUCCCUCUCCCCAGCACCGUUGUGCAAGCUGUCUUUGGGCAAGAACAAGCUAUCAUGCUGCUGGAGGGCCAGUAAAUGGUCCCAUGGUGGAUACUGGCCACUGGCUACCAGUAUUCAUUCCCAGAGCUGGGGGCCUCCUUGAAAGAAAUCAUAGCCUAAGUGGG
Messenger RNA from Hipposideros armiger (great roundleaf bat), 562 nucleotides. Its product is annotated as epimerase family protein SDR39U1-like. NCBI's taxonomy places the organism in Eukaryota, Metazoa, Chordata, Mammalia, Chiroptera, Hipposideridae. The transcript is spliced from 2 exons. The coding region runs from base 87 to 473 and encodes 128 amino acids. The record is from RefSeq and is a predicted model, not a curated record.